Bactrocera oleae (olive fruit fly) is the source of this 3616-nucleotide messenger RNA. Its product is annotated as desmoplakin. Lineage: Eukaryota; Metazoa; Arthropoda; Insecta; Diptera; Tephritidae. The record is from RefSeq and is a predicted model, not a curated record.
GGAAUGGGGAAUGUCAAUUCAACGCUACGACAGCGUUCUUGGAAAAUUUGGAAAGGAUAUACGACCACCCAGGUGCUGGAUCGGCCAGGGUUUAUUUUUUUGAUGCGCUGACGAAGGCCGCCAAAGCAGAAAGGAAAUCUAAUCAAAAAUAAGUAAUGUUAAAGAGGGUAUGGUAACACUUAUUAUUUGUCAACAUGGCACCCUUUUGUUAUUGUGCAUGAACCGAAAAUUGUGUUUAGAGUAAAUUGCUUAUUUAAAGCAAGUAUUAAAAUAAUUGAUAUAAAUUAAAUAUGUAGAAACAAUGUAGUGAACUAACACAAUAAUAAAUGGACAUAAAACAAAUUUUACUAUAUAAAAAAUUAAAUAUAAAUCGGGAAAUUGCAAGAAAAAAUUUGUGAAAAUUUUUAACCUAAAAUGCGAAUAUCUCGAAAACUAUAAGUUUCUUAAUCUGGAGUAUCUCCUCUAUCCAACCAUACCAAUUUUAACCCUGCAAUCGUGAGAUUGUAUACUAAAGUUUCCCCGGAUGAUCUUCAUAAACUCAGUCGCCGUGACAAUAUCUAUUAAUCUUCCUACGUUUAACCUGAAACAACUUCCAUUCCUCUAAAAAUACCCGGAACGUUUGUACACAAUUUCUUACUUGCAAAGAUGUCAGAAUGAUAUAAAAUACUUUAAAACAAAAACACUUUACAAUUACGAUUAUAAUUGAUCAUAGUGAGGAAUUUGAAAAACUCUUAAAACAUAAAAAUAAAACUGUGUCAAACUCAAUUGAAUUUGUAUCUGUUUAUUUAUUGCAUUUAUUUUCAUCUUAAGAAAUUAUAACUUUCCACCGCUUCAAGUUUUAUUAUUCAAUAUGCCAGAAAUACUCACCACCAUUCCACCUCUAACAUUGGCCAAUGAAAAUUUAAGCGAAACGGACGGAGUCUCUACUGAUCGAUCAAUAACCUCUAGUAAUGGAAUUCCAAGUCCUAGUGAAGAGCUUAGAAGCCCUCUUGAGAAUUCAACUAGGUGUGAAAAAAAUCCGAUGCUUAACGGGAAGAUUAUUAAGUCGCGCAAAUCUAUUGGACGGCGAAAUCAAAAAAAAGUGGCUUUGAAAGUUGGUUUGCAGCAAAAGAGCAGCACUGCGUUCUGUCUGAAAUCUCAAAUUCCUCGUGUCCCGUUACGAAAGCCGUCCCCAUCAUCCGCUUUAUCUAAAACAAACGUCUACUGCAACUUAUCACCAAGGUUACAAGUUCAGGUAGACAAUCCUGAAAACAAAGUUACAAAAAAAGCGACAAUACCUAAAACUGAUGUGCAACCUUUGACCACACCGAAUUUGGUGCAACUGAAGCAGUGUAGAAAUCAUUUUUCUCAAAAGCUCGAGCUUGCAACGAGAACAAUUAACUCAUCUGCAACUCAAUUAUACUUGCGGCGUCAAAGUACUGCAGCUAUUUUGAAUUUCCGUAUCCGAAAGUCGAUUACGCAAAUGGAUUUAAAGCGAACUCAUCGGGACAAUGCCAAUAAUUACUCGUUAUUAGCUUCCCCGCAAUCGCAAUCGCUGCGUGGGCUUUCUACAAAUCCCAGUGCUUUAAUGCAGAAUAGAACCUCUGAUAUAACUGGUCUUAUGGGCGUAUCCAGUCAAUCUUCGUUGGUAAAUAAAAUGUUCGAUCAGAACAAUUAUUAUUAUGUUAUUCAAGAUCGCGAUCCAAAGAUAGCUGGAAUGCGUAUUUUUGCAACAAUAAUGUUAAACGCCUGGCGAAAACGGCGCGACGAAGUGAAACGCCUUAUGGAGGAGGUAAACAGCCUUAAACGUGGUUCAAUUAAAGCCAAGAACCAACUCCAUGUGUUCAAUACCCUCUUUCGAGUUGAACAAAAACGCAAUGAUGAGCUCAGUGUUCAGCUGAAGCGAUCUUUAGAAGAUAUAAGCAAUACCAAAUCUUCUUGCGAGAGUCUUACUACUUCACUCAUCAGCUUAAAGGCGGACAAAACGCUACUUGAACAGCAAAUCCAAAUCAAGGAACAAGAAUUCGACGGUCUCAAUGCAAUACUUUCUCAGACAAAAUCCGACCUAUUUAAAGCAAUGGCUCAACAGAGGGAGCUACAGGCGAAUUUGUCCAGUGAGCAACGUAAAGUACAAGCCCUAGAAGCACAGAAGAAAGAAUUAAUUAAUGAAAUAUGUGAAGUUAAUAAUGAAUCUUUGCAAAAGGAAGAAAAGUUACACAAUGAAAUUAAGGAGAAGAACGAUGCUUUAAGCACUGCGCUCACUAAGCUGGAGUCUUUUGAAUGCGAAAUAAAUGAAUUGAAACAGAAAACACUGAUUUUGGACAGUAGCUUGGAAGUGGAGUCACAUUUGCGCAAAGAAGUCGCAAAUCUAUCCCGAGAAGUAGAAACUCUGCAACAAUGUUUGGCUGCUACGUUGGGGAACCGUAUACGUAGUUGCUGGAACAAUUCGAUUGCAUAUCAGCGUGCCACUUUGCAUCUGGUGCAUUGGAUUGCUUACUGUACACUACCCGCGACACCACCACCGAAGAUUACUACAUUUCCGUUUGGCCUCACACUCGAAAAGGCACUAAAUAUUGUUAAACGUUAGCAAUGAUUAGAUAGCAUUUUCGUUUUACUUUUAAUUGAUAAUCUUUAAUUUAUUUUAUUAUUUUAUAUAUUUUGUUUUGAACUGACGAAAAGAAGCUGCAUAUGUGUAUAUAUGUACAUAUAGCAAAAUGUAAAAAAAUCGUAAGUACAUACAUUCGUAUGUAGGUAUAUGUACUAUACAAAAAGCUUUGGACAAAACAAAUAAAUAAUGAUAUUGAGUUAAUAUCUCGAGUAGUAAUUAUUCUUAAAAAAGAAAUAAGAGAUAAUUUACGGCCGUAUUCGCCCAUUUUCUUUGCAAGAAAAUACAUUAUACGAAGAUGGUCCAAUAAAUACAUAUUUGGCGUUAUCGGCCAAUGACUAUUGCAAGAGAAAUCUACCAUUGUAUAGUACAAUCUCGUUAAUGGCUACCGUGAGUAGAAUGGGACUCACAUUUUGGUUUUGUUGCUGAUUCGAUUCUUGUUUUUAAGGUAAGGUAAAUCGCGCAGUGAAAUCAUAGAGCGCUUCGUUGUUGUAUACGUUGAUUCUUCUACUUCGAUCCGGAAACUCGGUUUAACUUAUCUAAUCGCGGUCGAAAAUCGGUUUUUGAUAAGUUACGCCCAGGUGUCCCCUGGCAAAAGUUCACUUAGUGCACGAAUCAGCUGACAUAGUAAGCAUCUCUGAAGGCUGCGCGAAAGGUACCGCUCUUGUUCACUCCGAAAAGAUUUUGACGCUGUUUAAAGGCAAGCCAGAAGAGCUUUUGCGUUGUUAUUAAUUUGUUUAAUGGCCGUUCGUUAUGCAGCAAAAAAAAUUGUACGACAGUGAACAUAUCCAUAUCUUAUAUUUUGAGAGUUUCUUUUUAUACUUUCAGUGAACAGGCUUUUCGUGCUUUUUUAUUUAUGGGGCGGUGGGGAAAGGAGGCAUGGCAAUACAAUACCAUACAUUUCAUCCUUGAGAUGUGUUCUAAAAGGACCUGUGUUAUAAAAAUUAUUAUUAUGUUAUAAAAAUGAGUUUUAUUUUGAGCAAAGAAAAAAAAAUAAAAAUCACAAAUACUGAUUAUUUACGAUUUGUAUUU